Messenger RNA from Nomia melanderi (Alkali bee), 3203 nucleotides. RefSeq names its product RNA-binding protein squid. Gene Ontology annotation, biological process: regulation of gene expression. The record is from RefSeq and is a predicted model, not a curated record. Gene Ontology annotation, cellular component: nucleoplasm; chromatin. Gene Ontology annotation, molecular function: RNA binding. NCBI's taxonomy places the organism in Eukaryota, Metazoa, Arthropoda, Insecta, Hymenoptera, Halictidae.
GAAAGAACGAAUAGCGCGUUGUUAAUAGAAGCUUAGAGGGAAUCGGAAACUGUUGCUGACUCUCUUUCUUUCGGUCGUAAGCCGGCACCGGUUCACCAUAAGAACCGACUGUGACGCGUGCCAACAGCUCCGAAAUUAUUCUGGUGGCCAGUAUACCGUUGCUUUCACUGAUCUCGUCCGUUCGACCGGUCCACUUGCUAUUUUCUGACGUGGUUUUAACGCGGUAAGUUCUGAACGAUACACGAUGGCGGCGGUUGACUGUUACCAGAAUCAAGCCCAGGCUGAGGGUACCGGGCAACAAUCUCAGACUCAGCAGUCCCAGUCUCAGCAGCAGCAGUCUCAACAGCAACAGUCCCAAUCCCAGCAGCCACAACAGCAACAAGCUACCGCCGGAAUUCCAGGCAAGGAUGACGAACGCAAACUUUUCGUUGGUGGCCUGUCGCGUAAUACCACGGACAAGGAAUUGCGAGAUUAUUUUGGCAAAUUCGGAGAAAUUGAAAGUAUCUCCGUUAAAAUCGAUCCCUAUACCGGUAUAUCGCGAGGUUUCGCGUUUAUGGUUUUUACCAAUCCCAAGACGAUCGACAAACUUUUGGCCUCUGGUGAACAUUACAUCAAUAAGCGAAAGGUUGACCCCAAACGGGUGAGCAAGAAACCCCAGUAUGGCAAAAUUUUUGUUGGUGGCCUUACUCCUGAAAUUACGGAUGACGAUAUCAAAACCUAUUUCGGACAAUAUGGGACAAUUGUCGAAUUACAAGCACCAUUCGAUAAAGUGAAAAACCAAAGGAAAGGAUUUUGCUUCAUAACAUUUGACUCCAAGGAAGUUGUAUAUAAGUUAUUGAAAACACCAAAACAAACAAUAAACGGAAAGGAAGUAGAUGUCAAGAAAGUGAAGGUUAAUCUAGAUACAAGAAAUCAAGGAUUCUGGGGACCUGGAUAUAGCUAUGGUUAUGGUUAUGGCUACAUUCCUGAAUAUUGUAACGGAUAUCAAGGAGGAUAUGACGAUAUGUAUGCAAAUUUUGAUUAUGAAAGUUAUGAUGAUUAUGGUAAUAUGGGAUAUGGAGCCCCAGGUAAGCCACGAGGAAAUGGUCAAGGACCACGUCAGUUUCAGAGACAUCAACCCUACUAAUAGAAGCAAAGGGUAUAUGAAUCUUACAUACUCGAAACAUGGUGAUAAAGCAAGAACAUAGUAAGGAGUAGACCAAUGUUAUUUAGAUACAGUCUGAGACUGAGAUCAGGAAAUUUGGGAUAAAAGAGCUUAUGAGGUCUUUGUAAGAUCCGUGUUCAAAUCCCAAAUACCCUAAUCUUUAUAUCAUGUACAUUUAAAUGUACAGUUUCUAAAAAUGGAACAAGAUUUUCAUUGAUCUGUAGUCAGAGUAAUUUGUUAAGUCAAAAAGGAUUGCAGCUUUUUCUGUCUAUGCACAUUUUGUCAUGUUUACAUAAAACAAUUACUAAUCAGACUGCAAAAGAGGAUAUUCAGAUAUUUUUUACAAAUGUUGAAUUUUUCCUACAAAGAAAUACUUUAUCCUACACAUACAUAAAACAAAGUAUGAGGAGGCAGUGACUAAUAGUAACUGAUUACAAUAAUGUAUUUGGAGCCAUGCAUACAGUAAAAGAAAUUAAAAUAAUUGAUUUACUCCUGGUUUCUUGUUAUUCAUGAUUCAUAAUACUAACAUGUAUAUCUUAUAAUUUAAUACUCUAAUUAUUCUUUAGAAUCUUAAGUUGCAUUACUAAAGUAUUGUUUAUUAUAUGCUUGGUGUUAAUCUUAUUAUUAAAAAACACAAUACUGUGUUGUUUACAGUAGAACUUUACAUCGAUAAACAGUUUCAGUUCGGAAAGCACUUGUCAGUUAGAAAUAAUUGAUAGAUAUAAAACAAAUUACCAUUCAUGGACCAAUGGUUCGUACUCCUAAUUAAACGUACUUCUUCCUCAUAAAUUUAUAACAUAAACGUAUUAUCUAUUAUCAUCUAAUUGUUUAUAUUUUAAAAUAAGGCUUGUAACUUAUAUGAAUCAUAAGGUAUCAUGAGAGACAUAUACAUCCUCGUAUGUAAUAUGUAUAUGCGUGCAUACAUACAUAGUGAUGUAUACAUGUAUGAGUUAGUAUAUGAUAAAGUAGCGAUUAAGAGAAAGAUAAAAAUAUUUCAAAAUAAAUAUAAUUAAAAUAUGAACGUCCUGGGUAGAUACGCGAAGAGUACGCGAGUGGUAGAGGAUGGUUACAAAAUAUUUUAAAACAACAUUGGAAGAGCAAUAAUUAUAUUAUAGACAGCACGAAAUUUCUUUCGAUAAUUUUAUAAUUACAUACUUUUAGGAUAUUUUUUCUGUUUUCUGAUAUUUUACUUGUAACAAAAUCAUUUGCAAAAUUUAAUUAAGAAGAUCAACGCUUGGAGAAUGUUGUUGCACUCGUGUACUCCUUUAUAUGGAAGACAUACAAAUAUGGCAAAAAUAAUUGUCUUGUUGCGUGAACAAAAAGAUUCGUGAACACUGAAUCAACAGAAUGUUUAAGGCAUUGAAACAAAUGUAAGGGAAAAUUCUUAUAAUUUAGGCUACUAUGACAUUUCUUUUGCAUUUGCUUUUGAACAGCAGUUCCUGUCUGGUAUACAAAGACUGCUCUUCAUGUUGCAAGAAGACUGUUACUUUGUAGAGUAUCAUAUUACAUGAUACAUAACUAGAAAAUUUGACAACCAAUAGAACUUACGUGUCAUUUUCUGGACUAAAAGAAUUAAAAGUGACAACAUAAUUAUAGCAAAUGUAGAUAUGGCAUUAUGAGACUACAUUUAGUGUUUACAUCGAAAUUAUACUAUACAUAAGGCUGAUAAGGCUUUAAACAUUCAAGUUUUUCUCAGAUGUUACAAAAGUAUCGAAAGUUUGGCUUAAAUAGAAUUUAAUAAAACACAUACACAAUGACUAAUAAACUGUUCUCUGAUGAAAGAUUUUAAGCCAAGCUAAUUGUGCUUUUGAAAUUAAAUCUGUAUACUAUGUAUACCAUAUUUGCUGCGUGUGGAAAAAAUAUAUAUAUACACAUAUAUAUAUAUGUAUAUGUAUAUAUAUAAAUAUCUAUAUAUACAAAAAAAAGAGAACAGAGUGUGAAAUUAAAGGAAAUAACACAAAUAUUUUGUUACUAUUGAUUACUAUUCGCCUGUUUCACCCAUGACACAGUGUAUAUUUUAAUUAUAACAAAAAAUAAAAUAUUCAUUAUUCGAAAAAUA